AUAUUGUGUACUUGGGAGCUCAAAAGUAUCAAAAAACAAACCAACCUACUUCCAUUGAGCUUGAGGGAGUAAGAGAAUCUCACUAUAACCUGCUUGGAACAAAUCUUGAAAGUGUGGACAAGGCAAGAGAUAAAAUCGUGUACUCAUACACCCACAGCAUUAAUGGUUUUGUUGCUACGCUUGAGGAAGAAGAGGCUAAGAACAUUGCUAAUCGUAAGGAAGUGGUAUCAGUGAUCUUGAACGAGGCCAUACCAUUGCACACAACAAGGUCAUGGCAGUUUCUUGGUCUGGAAAACCAAACAGACGGCACAGUCCCUCCGGGUUCCAUUUGGGAAAAGGCUAAGUUUGGAAAAGAUACUAUCAUCGGCAAUAUUGAUACGGGUGUAUGGCCUGAAUCAAAAAGCUUUAGCGACCACGGAUUACAAGGAAUCCCGGCAAAAUGGAAGGGAAUUUGCCAAAAUGAUGCAGACCUAAAAUUUCAGUGCAACAACAAGCUGAUCGGAGCGAGAUACUUCAACCAAGGGUAUCUAGCCGUUGCAGGCAGUGACGCAAAAAGCACACCCUAUUUGAACUCACCGCGAGAUGCCGACGGCCAUGGCACUCACACCCUAUCAACGGCCGGGGGCAGCGCCGUAGCGGGGGCGAACGUGUUCGGGUUCGGGAACGGAACAGCCACGGGCGGGUCGCCGGGAGCCCGGGUGGCCGCGUACAAGGUUUGCUAUGACGCGGGAUGCUUUGGCGCAGACAUCCUCGCCGCCUUCGACGCGGCGAUCGGUGACGGGGUCGAUGUGCUGUCUGUGUCGCUGGGAGGAACGUCGAGCAGUUAUGCACGUGAUGUGGUCGGCAUCGGCUCCUUCCACGCGGCCAUGAGCGGGAUCCUUGUCGUCGCCUCCGCCGGCAAUUCCGGACCCACUUUGUUUUCUGUGUGCAAUCUCGCGCCCUGGAUCUUCACCGUCGGGGCCAGCACCAUGGACCGCAGCUUUCCGCGCAGAGCCGUCUUGGGAAACAAAAAGCAUUAUGAGGGUGCGAGUGUUUCACCAUAUAGACUGAAAAAGGACAAGUUCUAUCCUCUUAUUUAUGGGGCAUCUGCCAAGUUGAAUAACGCUUCGGCUGACGAUGCUGAGCAUUGUUUUCCUGGAACGUUGGACCCGAAAAAGGCGAAAGGGACAAUAGUGGUUUGCCUUCGGGGCACGACUGCGCGGGCUGACAAGAGCAAUCAAGCCCGUCUGGCUGGUGCUGUGGGAGCCAUUGUUGCAAACGAUAAGAGCACUGCGAAUGAGCUUGUUGCUGAUGCACAUUUAAUCCCGGCUACACACGUCACCUAUGAGGCCGGUUUGGCAAUCUUGAAUUACCUUAACACCACUCGGAAUCCGGUGGCUCGCAUUAGUAAUGGAAAAACAGUGUUGGGAGUGAAGCCAGCUCCAGUCAUGGCAGCUUUCUCAUCAGCAGGCCCUAAUCCUCUUACUCCACAAAUCCUCAAGCCUGAUAUUACUGCCCCUGGAGUGAAUGUGCUAGCGGCCUUCACCGGAGCGAAAGGGCCAGCUGACAUAGAAGAUGAUAAGAGGAAGGUCCCAUUCGCCAUAAUGUCAGGGACUUCCAUGUCUUGCCCUGAGGUUGCUGGUGUUGUAGGCCUUCUCAAAACCCUUCAUCCUAACUGGAGCCCUGCUGCAAUCAAAUCUGCCAUCAUGACCACAGCCGGGGUAAUAUCAAACUCAAAGACACCGAUAAUUUCAUCAACCGGGUCGAAAGCAACCCCAUUUAAUUACGGGGCGGGCCACAUAAACCCGAACGCGGCUGCGGAUCCUGGAUUAGUCUAUGACACCAAACCCGCCGAUUACGGGCUCUUCCUUUGCGCAAUGGUAGAGUACAAUGCAACUCUCAUAAAGGACGUUUUCAAUGUGAAGACUACCUGUUCCAAAGGCGGCCUCACCCUCUCCAACCUCAACUACCCCACCAUCACCAUCCCGGACCUCAAAAGGAAGGCCACCGUGACCAGGAGAGUCACAAACGUCGGGGGCGGCCCGGCCACCUACAAGGCCUCUGUGGCCGCCCCGGCUGGAUUCUCCGUCACUGUCAAGCCAGAUACACUCAAAUUUGAUAAGGAUGGGGAAGAAAAGACCUUUAAGGUCACCGUUCAGGCUACAGGGAAAACUGCGACUAGGGGCUAUGCAUUUGGGCAGUUGACAUGGUCUGAUCAAAAACACCUCGUUGCCAGUCAAAUUGUUGUGAAGAACAAGCUGGGGAAAAAGAUUCAUUAAAUAAACUUUGUUUCAAUUUGUUUGUACGUUUUCAAUGCAAUUUUACGUUAUUUCUGUUUUGAACUUUGCUUACGAAUUGCAUGUUACACUCGUGCCGCAUGUUCCUUGAACCGGAACCUUUUUACAAAUGUUGGACACUUGAACUUUGCUUAUGAAUUAGUGAUUAAAGUAUUAGUGAAAUGCUUCAUA
Messenger RNA from Cuscuta epithymum, 2447 nucleotides. NCBI's taxonomy places the organism in Eukaryota, Viridiplantae, Streptophyta, Magnoliopsida, Solanales, Convolvulaceae. The record is from the annotation of a GenBank genome assembly.